Molecule: messenger RNA, 5261 nt
Organism: Budorcas taxicolor (takin)
Lineage: Eukaryota; Metazoa; Chordata; Mammalia; Artiodactyla; Bovidae
Gene: DPYSL3
Product: dihydropyrimidinase like 3
Exons: 14
Coding region: 109-2163 (684 amino acids)
Biological process (GO): actin crosslink formation
Cellular component (GO): cytosol; cytoplasm
Molecular function (GO): hydrolase activity, acting on carbon-nitrogen (but not peptide) bonds, in cyclic amides
Source: RefSeq, a predicted model, not a curated record
UCAGGCGCCUCCUCCCGCCCCAGUCACUGUGGUUCGGCGCACGCUGCCGGCUGCUGCCCUUUCCGCCUUUGGGGAAGAGAACCCACGGGCCGCUGUCGCGAUCCAACCAUGGCCUCGGGCCGCAGAGGCUGGGACAGCUCCCAUGAAGACGAUCUGCCCGUGUACCUGGCCAGGCCGGGCACCACCGACCAGGUCCCGCGGCAGAAGUACGGCGGCAUGUUCUGCAACGUGGAGGGCGCCUUCGAGAGCAAGACGCUGGAUUUCGAUGCCCUGAGCGUGGGGCAGCGCGGCGCGAAGACUCCCCGGAGCAGCCAGGGCAGCGUCCGAAGCUCGGGGAGCCGACCUGGCGCCGAGGGGGAUACCCCGCACCGGGGCCAAGGCCGGGAGGAGAGCCGGGAGCCCGCGCCCGCGUCGCCCGCGCCCGCUGGGGUGGAGAUCCGGAGCGCCACCGGCAAGGAGGUUUUGCAAAACCUCGGCCCCAAGGACAAGAGCGACCGUCUUCUGAUCAAGGGAGGCAGAAUCGUCAACGAUGAUCAAUCCUUUUAUGCUGAUAUUUACAUGGAAGAUGGCUUAAUAAAGCAAAUUGGAGACAAUCUGAUAGUCCCUGGAGGAGUGAAGACUAUCGAGGCCAAUGGGAAGAUGGUGAUCCCUGGAGGCAUCGAUGUCCACACUCACUUUCAGAUGCCAUACAAAGGCAUGACCACAGUGGAUGACUUCUUCCAAGGGACCAAGGCUGCCUUAGCAGGGGGCACCACCAUGAUCAUUGACCAUGUGGUGCCCGAGCCCGAGUCCAGCCUGACGGAGGCUUAUGAGAAGUGGCGGGAGUGGGCCGAUGGCAAGAGCUGCUGCGACUACUCCUUACAUGUGGACAUCACCCACUGGAACGACAGCGUCAAGCAGGAGGUGCAGGGCCUCAUCAAGGACAAAGGGGUGAACUCCUUCAUGGUUUACAUGGCCUACAAGGAUUGGUAUCAAGUGUCCAACACGGAGCUGUAUGAGAUCUUCACGUGUCUGGGAGAGCUGGGGGCCAUCGCUCAGGUGCACGCUGAGAACGGGGACAUCAUUGCCCAGGAGCAAACCCGAAUGUUGGAAAUGGGGAUAACUGGCCCAGAAGGCCAUGUACUGAGCAGACCAGAGGAGCUGGAAGCUGAGGCUGUGUUCCGCGCCAUCACCAUUGCUAGCCAAACCAACUGUCCUCUCUACAUCACGAAGGUCAUGAGCAAGAGUGCGGCCGACCUCAUCUCGCAAGCCAGGAAAAAAGGAAACGUGGUCUUUGGUGAGCCCAUCACUGCCAGCCUGGGCACGGAUGGGACCCAUUACUGGAGCAAGAACUGGGCCAAGGCGGCUGCAUUUGUGACAUCCCCACCUCUGAGUCCUGACCCGACCACUCCAGACUACAUCAACUCCUUGCUGGCCAGUGGAGACCUACAGCUCUCCGGGAGUGCCCACUGCACCUUCAGCACUGCCCAGAAAGCCAUUGGGAAGGACAACUUCACCGCCAUUCCCGAGGGCACCAACGGUGUGGAGGAGCGCAUGUCUGUCAUCUGGGACAAGGCUGUGGCCACGGGGAAGAUGGAUGAAAACCAGUUUGUGGCCGUGACAAGCACAAAUGCUGCCAAGAUUUUCAAUCUGUAUCCUCGCAAGGGAAGAAUAUCCGUGGGCUCUGACAGCGACCUGGUGAUCUGGGAUCCAGAUGCUGUCAAGAUCGUCUCUGCCAAGAACCACCAGUCGGCUGCAGAGUACAACAUCUUUGAAGGCAUGGAGCUGCGUGGGGCUCCUCUGGUGGUUAUCUGCCAGGGCAAGAUCAUGCUGGAAGAUGGCAACCUGCACGUGACCCAGGGGGCUGGCCGCUUCAUCCCCUGUAGCCCCUUCUCGGACUACGUCUACAAGCGCAUUAAAGCCCGGAGGAAGAUGGCGGACCUGCACGCCGUGCCAAGGGGCAUGUACGAUGGGCCGGUGUUCGACCUGACCACCACGCCCAAGGCGGGCACCCCCGCCGGCUCCACCCGGGGCUCUCCCACGCGGCCCAACCCGCCGGUGAGGAACCUGCAUCAGUCUGGAUUUAGCCUGUCAGGCACCCAAGUGGAUGAGGGAGUCCGCUCGGCCAGCAAGCGCAUCGUAGCGCCCCCUGGAGGGCGUUCUAACAUCACAUCCCUGAGUUAAGCGACCCCUCCCCCAAAGAGAGGGGCAGAAGCAAGAAGAGAUUCUUCUGAAGCCAAAAUGGUACACCAAUAUUUAAGAAGGAAAGCGAAUCCAAACAGUUUCGAUCUAAAGAAUCAAUAAGCCUCAAGCCUUAUGUUUCUCCAAUGUUAACGCUCGCUUGCCUAGCUUUACGAAUAUUGCUUUGAUUUCUGUUGAUGCAUAGCCUGGAUUUGUUUGACGCCCCUCCCCCAUUUACAUGCAUGCAAUCGGGCCACUAAGGCAAAGCGUCUGCUAUAUAGUGUUGAGAGCGUGUGUAGUGCUGCAUCUAAUGACAAGGGGACAGGAAAGCGGGGACGGCAGGAAAAUGAACAAAAGGGACGCCAGUUAAUUGGGUGAGUGGGUGGUGGGAACCCAGACCAAGGCGGAGGGCUCAGAGGGGCUGGGGUAGGGUGUGGACAGGGGAGGCGGGUGGGUGAACAUAGGGGGUCUUGUGUAUUGUGUUGAUGAAGUAUGUUAAUUUCCACGAAAGAUGGCCGCUCGGGGCAGCCGGUACUCCACCAUCGGCCCCUGGGGUCCGCAGACAAGGAAGGCGAUCUUUGAGUUCGGGACUCUGUCAUGUCCUCUCCUAGUAGAUUUUAUCCCUUGGAACAUUUUAUUAAAACACCAAAACCCAACCAUUGCUUCCACCUUUUUGGUCAUGCCAGUGUUUGGUCGGGCCUCUUUCUCAGUGUUGCUUUCAAAUUCUUCUCUUUCCUGAGUUGGGAACCAGGAGGAGAGAGAAGCAAUGACCUUUCUCUUCCUCUUGCCCUCCCUGCCUCUUUGGUGCUCUUAAAAGGCAGCAGCUGGGAGCACAGCGCCGGCCCGCGGGGUAGGGCUGCCGCACUUAAGUAACGCCUCCCUCUAAGCACCUGGCAAUCACCUCUCUAGCUCAUUAAAUGGAGACACGCAGGUGGCUUCUCAAGUUAGGCCUGGAGCUGAGAUGGACUUCUCUUGCCAGGGGUGAGUGAUUCUCUUGCUCUCCUAAGAUCCAGGCACGUCUUUUAUUGAAUAUGAUUUUUUUUUUUGUUAUUGUUGGAAAUUUGUUUUGGUAGGUGUUCCCCCAAUUUUAUUACUAACAGAGAAUCUCGGCUUAUACGAGAGGCAGCAGAGUUGUGAGAAAGGCAGUCUGAAGCAAAAGGAACACGUUCUGUUGCCGUGGUUCUGUUUGUCAAUUCUGAACCAUCUCUUGCCUUUUCCCUUAGUAUAUCCCGUGGGGGAACUUUUUGUUUCAGUACCAGUGUCUCCCAGUGAGUGGAAGUGACAUGACACGUAAAGGAAAUUAGCCUAGUGUUAGCAUCAGCCUUGUCGGUCAGACCUGAAUGUCCAAUUCCCAAUCGUUCUACUUCUGAAAAUUCAGUUGUAGAGCAAGUUUGGUGAUCCCGCUGAGGUCCAUAUUGCAGGGAAAACAUGUUCAACCCAGUAUCAGACUUCUGUGCUUAGGGGAUCCAGCUGGUAGGUCCUGCAACCCCUUGAACUAAGUACUUUCAAGAAAAGAGCAAACACCUUUCAAGUGCUUAGGAGAAGCCAUUAUCUCUGCAGGUUUUAGUAAGCUGAAGACCAGAGAAGAGGGGGUACAUGCCUAAAAAGGAGUUUGGAAAUAGCCAAGGAAGAGGAUUUCCUAUCAGUGUACUUUUCUGUUCUAAUCAUGAAAAAGAUUAUUUUCUUUCAUAAACAGAGUCUUGCUGUUUUUAAGGCUUUUUUCAUGGUGCCUUUAUCUUAAGGGGAACUUAAGCGAAGGGGAGGUUGCAGCUCUUGAUUUAUAUACUCUGAGAUUUGGGGGCCUUUUGUAGAACUCAGAAUGACAGUUUUGCAGGCAGAGGGAGCUAGUCAGAUCAGAAGCUUUCAUAUAUACCUCAUUGGCUGGUACAUUGCGGUACCAGCCACAACCACCAGAUGGAGGAAAAGACACCUAAAUGACUAGUCCUGGCAUCCUCUUGUGUGCCGUCUGCCGCUCUUACCUAAUCCCUCAGUCCAGCUCAGCCUCCCUACGACCUCUGUGCUUUGAAAAAUAAAUCUUCCAUGGCCAAAUUGGCUGCGUUUAGGACUUCUGAAUGAAACACUGAGCCAGGGCUUUAUAUUCUGCACAAGUUGUUUUCUUUUUUUCUUUUUCUUUUUGCUGAAGGAACAACCCCUGUAUGAUUCACGACGGGCAACUAACUCUCCCUGUCUUCAUUUACUGUUAGUAACUUUCCAAGCACAGAAAUUUCUGAGAAUUCCAAGAAAACUCCCAGUAUAUUGUUAACGUUGAGUUCUGGUUCCUUGUAACUUAAGUUAAAACUUGUAUUCGAAUGUGCCCUGAUCCAUGAGACCCAUCAAAGAGCCCUGUCCAAAGGGUUUAGGAAGAGAACAUGGCGGCCCUCCCAGAAUUCCCUGGCAUCUCAUCCGAGGGUGGGAGGGCAUGCUGGGUCUUCCGUCUCCUCCAAGCUUUCUUUGGCUGUCCCAUCUCUUGGCCUGGCCCCUCCUUAAGAGGGGAUGGCAAUUAUCUGCGCUUCUCUCUGGGAUGGCCGCCAUCUUUGGUAAUUGAGACGGUAUUAGAUAAAUCAGCUACCCCCUCUAGAGAUAUUUCCUCUAAGUUUUCUAAAGAGAGCAGGGCUGUAGUUAUCCCCAAAGUGUGUUUCCUCAAAGUCCAGUCAUCCUCUGGCCUUUUCCUUUGUGACUCCACACACACAGUCAUGUUCUGCCCCCAAAGGCGUCCAUUGCAAGCCUGGACUUGGGCCCCCCCAAUGAGAAAUCUUCCCAACAGCUUCUUGGCCCAAGCUGCCCAGACCUCCUCCCCUGGAACCUCCAGCUCGAGCCCCAGUGUACACGUGGGCUGCCCCAGGCAGCCAGCAUCCCUUGUCAGUUCCCUCUUUGGAAGUGGUGUGUGGGUGUUCAGUUCUGUGUCUGGUGACUAUGGACAGACAGUGACUCUCCCUGUGACCUGUGGUAGCUGUGAAGCAGCUCUGGAACGCCGAGAGCUGUUUGCUUUGAACCGUAAAGAAAACUGUGUUUUGAGUUUAGCUGAGAUUAAGCGGAAAAAAAAAAGUUCAUCAAGUGACUGUUAAUGUAAACCUGGUUAUUAAAAUAACUCUGAAACCACA